AUGGAAGAAGUAAAGGUAUCAUUUCACAAGCACCCUCUGAGGUCUUUUACACGCUUUGCUCUUGGUCAGUGUAAGGUGUGCGAAUAUCCUCAUCGUGGUAGUAUAGACCGCCGCUUGUUCGGUCGUGAACACGGUUACAUAUACGGAGGGUACCGAUGCAAUGAGCAGGGGUGUGAUGAUGCUGUGUUCCAUAAAGACUGCGCCAAGCCCUUGCAAGAAAUCAACCAUUCUUCCCAUCCCGACCAUCCUCUCAAGUUCAUCCAACACAGCAUUUCAUGGUGUGAUUUAUGUUCAGCUCAGUUCAAAGCUGGUUACCGUUGUUCAAUAUGUGAUUUCAGGUUGGAUCUGUGGUGUGCCAAGAGACCAUCGCCACUUGUUAUUCCUGAAAACCCCUAUGGACACGAGCAUCAGCUCGAACUCAAACUGAAGAGAACAUUCACACUUGCUCACAAGCAUCCACCCGAACUCGCCCGCUGCAAGGCGUGUAGCUACGCAGUUCUUGACGGGCAACAAUGCUAUGGAUGCAACCAGUGCGAGUUUUUCAUCCAUCUGGUUUGUGUCCAUCUGAGUCACACCACUUACCACCCUCAACACCCACUCAAGUUCAUUGGAAGCGAGGCAGCGCCGGAUUACGCCGACGAGAAAUGCCUUCUUUGCGCGUCAACCUUUAUCCGGCCACCGCGACUUCACCACUGUGAUGUUUGUAACGUCAGCAUAUGCGACAAAUGUGUGACAAACCCACCGCCGGUUUCUGUUGUAAGCCCGACGACACACGAACAUCGGCUUCACCUUGUUCCAAGAUGCAUCGCUUUCACUUGCAAUGCUUGUGGGACGCUGGGUGACAGACGCCCUUAUUUCUGUCUUGCAUGCAACUUCAUGAUUCACAGGGAGUGUAUUGAUCUACCACGCGUCAUAAACAUCAACCGCCAUGAUCAUCGUAUCUCUUACACCCCUCGCCUUGGACACGGAGACUGGAAAUGCGGAGUUUGCCGUAAAAAAGUGGAUGGGUUCUACGGAGCUUACGCCUGCUCCAGAUGUCCUAGUUAUGUUGUUCAUUCAAUAUGCGCGACGAGAAGAGAUGUUUGGGACAUGGUUGAACUAGAAGGGACACCCGAAGAAGAGAUAGUUGAGCCAUUCGAGGUGAUUGAUGGUAACACAAUAAAACAUUUCAGCCAUGAUCAUAACUUAGGAAUCAACAAGGAUGUCCAGAUUCUACUACACGAAAGCAUAGUCUGUGAGGCAUGUGUCUUCCAGAUUGGUUCAGAACCGUUCUACAGUUGUGAGCAAUGCGAUUUCUUUCUCCACAGAAAAUGUGCUAACCUUCCACGGAAAACACGUCAUGUGUGCCACAACCAACCAUUCACACUACGCAUAGAUUCUCACCGCAAAGUGUCAAGAUGUAUUCUUUGUCGUCAAGAUUUCACUGGUUUCAGGUACGAGACUAGUAGUCAUAGGAUUCUAGAUGUACGAUGCGGUUCGAUUUCAGAACCUUAUGUGCACAAAAGCCAUCAGCACCCUUUAUACUACUCUAGCUAUGGCUUCUCCGCCUAUUAUGUUCUGUAUGAGGACAUAGGAAAAUUUUGCUGCGAUGAGUGUGACUUCACUGUGUACUACGACUACGCUGCUUUACCGGAAAAGGUAAUGAGGCAUAGGUACGACGAUCAUCCUCUCUGUUUGUGUUAUGGUGAAAGCAGUGUGGAUGGAGAAUAUUGGUGCGAAGCAUGUGAAACCAAAGUGAAUCCAAAGAAAUGGUUUUAUACAUGCAAUGAUUGUGGGGUUGUGUUGCAUAUUUCCUGCGUUGUGGGAGACUUAUCAUACUGUAUGCCAGUUACCUCAUAUGGUGAUGAUGUGGAUUCAGUAACAAGUUCGGGUGAGGAAGUUAGGAAAAUGGUAUUGAGCACCUCUAUGUGUAGAGCAUUAGUUGCCUCAUUUGGUGAUGAUGUAACAAGUUGGUGUGAUGAAGUUGAGGAAGUCGAUCCAGCAACAAGUUCGGGUGAGGAUAGUGAGAAAGUGGUAUCCAACACCUCUAUCUGCACUGAUGUGGAUUCAGUAACAGGUUCGGGUGAGGAUGGUGAGAAAGUGGUAUCCAACACCUCUGUCUGUAGAGCAGUAUGCUCUGAGUGUAACUCUCGAUGCAUGCUCCCUUCCAUUCUUAAGGUUUCCAAGGCCGGAGUUGUUGUAUACUUUUGCUCUUUCCAUUGUUAUAAGCAGUCAAGGAAGACAGCGACAACAUCUGAGAGUACAUCUGAGAGUGAUUAA
Messenger RNA from Thlaspi arvense, 2259 nucleotides. The record is from the annotation of a GenBank genome assembly. NCBI's taxonomy places the organism in Eukaryota, Viridiplantae, Streptophyta, Magnoliopsida, Brassicales, Brassicaceae.